ACCCAUCGGUAAUUGGCUCCUGCCCAGCCCUUGUCCAGGCUCACUCAGCCCCCACCCAGAUGCCGCCCAGGCCCGCCCAGCUGCCGCCCAGGGCCGCCCAGCUGCCGCCCAGGCCCGCCCAGCUGCCACCCAGGCCCGCCCAGCCUGGCCAGGGCCUGCUCCCAGCGUAGAUGCGUGCAGCUCUGGCCGCGGCCGUGCCUUCGGCCAUGGCUGGGGGUGUUAUGCUAGCAGACCACACUGGGGCGGAACUGUCAGCGGCUCCCUAUUGGUCACCCGGCUGGCUGGACUGCCGCCACACCUCCAACAUUGUGUUUAGCAACGGUGCAGCCAGUGGAGGCAGAACUACAGGAGCUAGCAUGACACGAGCUGUCCGGCACUAGAGUUGGAGACGGGCGCGGUGGCACCAGUGGCGGCUGCUGUGGAGGCGGGUGAUGUGCCGACUGCAGUGGAGGCGGGUGUCAAGGUGGUGGGAGACGUCAUGCCCAGCAGACACGCCAGUGGUUGUUGUUGCACGUUUGACACAUUCAUACCAUUCAGACAUCAUAUGCCAGGCUUGGGUUAAUGGCACAGACGUAAUAUAGUGUUGUAGACAGUGGCAGACCGGGAGAGUAAGACUGUGGUGGGCUUUGAAUGCACGGAGACUCAGCUGGAGAGUGCCAAGGAGUAGGUGUUGUUGGUGAGUUGGACUGGGAACACAAGGCAGGUGACCUCCUCGCUGCCCUGCCGCCGUUGGUCUCUUGGGCACGAGGUGAAGUACAUUGAUGCAGUCAGUGGAAUGCAGUAGUACUGGUGCGUGGGGGCAGUUGACAUGGGUUGUCACUUCGUACAAAAUGCAGCAGGCGGCUGAUUGUGUGAUCACUGCUAGGGCGGGGCUUGUAUAUCAAGGCGGCAUCAUGUAAAGGAGACACUUU
Messenger RNA from Chlamydomonas reinhardtii, 911 nucleotides. RefSeq lists its product as uncharacterized. Lineage: Eukaryota; Viridiplantae; Chlorophyta; Chlorophyceae; Chlamydomonadales; Chlamydomonadaceae. Bases 207 to 380 code for a protein of 57 amino acids. The transcript is spliced from 2 exons. The record is from RefSeq and is a predicted model, not a curated record.